Molecule: messenger RNA, 2436 nt
Organism: Aspergillus fumigatus Af293
Lineage: Eukaryota; Fungi; Ascomycota; Eurotiomycetes; Eurotiales; Aspergillaceae
Product: putative SAM and PH domain protein (Boi1)
Exons: 3
Coding region: 1-2436 (811 amino acids)
Molecular function (GO): protein binding
Source: RefSeq, a predicted model, not a curated record
AUGGUAUGUUCUCUAUUUAUGUGCUGGAUGGCCACCAAAACUGCUACCCAGCCGAAUCAAGCGACCCUUCAGUUGCUUCAAAGCCAUGACAAACCACCUUAUCCACAGUCCCACUCUCCACAUCCUCCGUCAAUUUCAGAUACCACGGAGAUCCUGGAUACGGACUUUGAAUCUGAUGCCUACGAGGACUUAUCCUUUGGUUCAGGGCACAGAAGCUCCGGAUCUCUUGCCGGCAGUGUGACGACUGCCUCCACCCCAGAUGAGAUUAAGACGCCGGACUCCACGGGACUUACAGGCUUCCACUUCCAUAUCGAUGAGAACCCAGUGGCAGGUCCUGUCGGACCACACCUUUUCCUACUUUCGACCGAUGCGUCGGCGUUGAAGGAGCAGUCUGUGGAGGUUGAGUUGGUUACGGAAGAUGCUCCGCUCAGUGCCGCAAUUCCCAUCUACAGUCCCGUCUUGAAGCCGGAACCCGAGAGACGGGAUACUCCAGUUCCGCUGAAUUCCAAGACGUCCACGCCCACGCCGAAUGACCCUACCCCAGAAGAGCCGUCGAACUCCAAUGUCGCCAGUUGGUCACCUCAAGAUGUGGUCAUGUGGAUGCUCCAACUCGGGUUCGAGGAGAGCAUCGUGGAGAAGUUCUUCAUUAAUGACAUCUCGGGUGCGAUCCUUCUUGAGCUCGAGGCCAACGACCUCAAAGAACUCGAUAUUCAGUCUUUUGGGAAGCGCCACCAUUUAAUGAACUGCAUACGACAGCUGAAAAGUAGUGCGUCGAUGCCUGGCGGCGAUAUACAGGUUACUUGGGAUCCUUCAUCUCGCGAAGACAACUCGACUCCAAAAACCACAGCUGCUGAUGUUGGAACCAAUUGCUGUACAAGCCCAGUCACCGACGAAGAAAGGCCGGACUCCGGAAACAAACAGCACAAGCACCGCCGCCGCCGUCGUCACAAGCGCCAACAGGGGUCCGAUAUUGUACCCGAGGAUUCUGUCUCCAUUGUUGCUAUCGAGCAACUGUUGCCCCGAAUGCACAUGUGCUCUAAGGGAGAGAAUUGUCGCAAAUGGCAGAAGCAACAAGCAAAGUUGACUCGCUUGGCCAGGGGUCUUCCGAUCGAGUCACUCAGUGGUGGUGUCACUAUCACAGGUGACCCAGGGAACGCUGCUACGGCACAAACGCUAGCCAAGACGCCCAAAUCUGAUGUGACACCAUCCCUCAUUGCCUCGUCCGACGUUCUGGGGCCCCAUCAGGCCCCCGAUCUUCAGCUCUCCAAGGAGAAAUUGAGCGAUGUACAACCCAGAGAUCCCCAGGAGAACGUACGCAACUUCUUGAACUUCCAGCGCCUGAGCAGACUUCAACCAGUGAACGAUCCUGCCACUCCUCCCAGGGAAUUUUUCCCGUCCCCUGAGUCCGACUCACCUGGAAAGGCGAGUCUCGCUGAGAACCUUCGGCAUCUCCCUAAGCUUCGAAUUCCUAGCACUCAUAUCUCGUUUGCGAGCUCAAGCCGAUCUCCCAACUACUCGGCCCAGCGCACCGUUACUCCAUCUAUUCUGCGCAAGCAGCAGUCGUUCAGUCAACCAAAUCCUCAAUCGUCCCCGCACACGUAUUCUUCUUCAGCUUCCCCCUCUGACUUCUAUCGGCAAGAUCCUCAUUAUGGGCAAGAUACACCGUUCUCCGAAAUGGACAUCCCUAUCACGGCCAUCCACCUGGGCCCAGUCGAACGCAACUGCUCACAGUCGGUCCCACCGAAUAUGCGUUUUGGGCAUCACAUGGGGGAUCCAAUUCCUCGGCCGGCAUCCACAAAGGUUGAAAAUCAUCGUAGACGGCCUUCUCAUAACAACAACCCUGCGCUCUGUCCUCUGGACGAACUCGAGGCUCUCGGACCCAUUGAUACUCCCGAAGAUCUCGAUCGGACGCCCCGAGCUGCUCACUGCAAGACCCCCUUCAGCCCCGAUGGUCCCCACGCCAAUGAUAUUAUUCACAGUGGCUGGAUGAAGAAGCGAAAAACGACCCGUCUGCUGCGUCAUGAAUGGGAGGACCACCACUUCACCCUACGGGGUACUCAGCUUGCCAUGUACCCGGAUGAAGACGCUUCUCGACGCGACUCGAAGGCCCUUGAAUACAUCGAUGUGGAUGACUAUGCCGUUGCCUGCUCAUCUCUGGCUUCCAGUUCCAAGUUAACCGCCGCUUUCAAGAAGACUGUUCUGAAGCGCAGGGACAACACUCAAGGCGAAGCUGCGUUUGCUUUCUGCUUGAUCCCCUCACCAAACGCCGGUAGCGACCGCAAGAGCUUCUUCAAUCAGGCUGCUAAGACGCACCGUUUUGCUGUCAAGACCCGGGAAGAGCGCAUUGACUGGAUGAGAGAGCUGAUGCUUGCCAAGGCACUCCGGCGAGGCCGAGAGAGCGGGGCCACUCUAAAUCUAAACGGCAACCCUCUCUAA